CUGAGUAUUGAAUAGGAAUAAACCAAGAGAGCAAUAAUCAUCUUUCAGACAGCUUUUAGAAACCCUUUCUGGAUUCUGUCAAACCUUUUCGUUUUGGGACACUCAGGUCUAGUAGGAUAUGGGUGACGUUGAGAUGGCGAUCUUUGGGGUGGCGUCGCCGUUCCUCCGCAAGCCGGAGCGAGAGCGGGUCGCCGCCCAGAACAUGCCCUUCGACGCCAAAACGGCCUUCUUCGUCACCGACGCGAGGCAGGAGUACGUGAAGGGCAAGAUCAAGAAGCAAGACGGCUCCAAGAUCACCGUGGAAACCGAGGACGCAAAGAUUGUGGUGGUUCAGCAGGAUGACCUGCGGCCCAUGAACCCCCCCAAGUACGAUAAGAUCGAGGACAUGGCCAUGCUGACCCACCUCCACGAGCCCGCCGUGCUCUACAACCUGAAGGAGCGCUACGCCGCCUGGAUGAUCUACACCUAUUCGGGGCUGUUCUGUGUGACAGUGAACCCCUACAAGUGGCUGCCGGUCUACAACCCAGAGGUCGUGGCCGGAUACCGCGGGAAAAAGCGCCAGGAGGUCCCACCGCACAUCUUCUCCAUCUCCGACAACGCUUACCAGUACAUGCUAACCGAUCGUGAGAACCAGUCAAUCCUUAUCACCGGAGAAUCCGGAGCUGGAAAGACUGUGAACACCAAGCGGGUCAUUCAGUAUUUUGCAACAAUUGCAUCUUAUGGGGAUCCAAGCAAGAAAGAGCCACUUGAUGGUAGAAUGCAGGGAACCCUGGAGGAUCAAAUCAUCCAGGCCAACCCCCUGCUGGAGGCCUUCGGUAACGCCAAGACCGUCAGAAACGACAACUCCUCUCGCUUUGGCAAAUUCAUUCGCAUCCACUUUGGAACAAAGGGGAAGUUGUCGUCGGCUGAUAUUGAAACCUAUCUACUGGAGAAGUCUAGGGUGACCUUUCAACUCCCGGCUGAGAGAAGCUAUCACAUCUUCUAUCAGAUCCUGUCCAAUCAAAAGCCAGAAUUAACUGAGUUGCUGCUGAUCACCACCAACCCUUAUGACUACCCGUUCAUCAGCCAGGGGGAGAUCACUGUUCAAAGCAUCAGCGACCAAGAAGAGCUGGUCGCCACUGAUAGCGCGAUUGAUAUCCUUGGGUUCAGCACAGAGGAAAAGAUGGGCAUCUACAAGCUGACCGGCGCAGUGAUGCAUCAUGGGAACAUGAGGUUCAAGCAGAAACAGCGGGAGGAGCAGGCUGAGCCUGAUGGCACAGAAGUGGCAGACAAAGUGGCUUACCUCAUGGGCAUGAACUCUGCAGAUCUACUGAAGGCGCUAUGCUAUCCAAGAGUGAAAGUUGGAAAUGAGUAUGUCACGAAAGGACAGACCGUGCAACAGGUGAACAACUCAACGGGUGCCCUCUCUAAAGCUGUCUAUGAAAGACUGUUCCUCUGGAUGGUGACCAGGAUUAACAAACAGCUCGACACACAACUGCCCAGGCAGCACUUCAUCGGCGUCCUCGACAUCGCUGGCUUUGAGAUAUUUGAGAUGAACAGUCUGGAACAGCUGUGCAUCAACUUCACCAACGAGAAGCUCCAGCAGUUCUUCAACCACCACAUGUUUGUGUUGGAGCAAGAAGAGUACAAGAAGGAAGGCAUCGACUGGGAGUUCAUUGACUUUGGCAUGGACCUGGCAGCCUGCAUUGAGCUCAUUGAGAAGCCCAUGGGCAUCCUAUCCAUCCUCGAGGAGGAGUGCAUGUUCCCCAAGGCCACCGACGUGUCCUUCAAGAACAAGCUGUAUGACCAGCACCUGGGCAAGAACAGCUGCUUCCUGAAGCCCAAAGCCUCCAAGAGCAAGGCCGAGGCCCACUUCUCCCUGGUGCACUACGCCGGCACAGUGGACUACAACAUCUCGGGCUGGCUGGAGAAGAACAAGGACCCGCUCAACGAAACCGUGGCCCAGCUCUACCAGAAGGCGGGCCUGAAGCUGUUGGGCAAGCUGUUCGCCACCUACGCCUCCACCGACGACGGAAGUAGGAGGAGUGCCAAGAAAAAGGGCUCUUCCUUUCAGACGGUUUCUGCACUGUUCAGGGAGAACCUCAACAAGCUCAUGUCCAACCUCCGGUCUACCCAUCCUCAUUUUGUCAGGUGCAUCAUCCCAAAUGAAACCAAAACACCAGGAUCCAUGGAGCACUACCUCGUACUGCACCAGCUGCGCUGUAACGGGGUGUUGGAGGGCAUCCGGAUCUGCAGGAAAGGGUUCCCCAGCAGGAUCCUCUACGGGGACUUCAAACAGAGGUACAGAAUCCUGAAUGCUAGUGCGAUACCGGAAGGGCAGUUCAUUGACAGCAAAAAAGCAUCAGAGAAACUCCUCGGCUCCAUUGAUGUGGACCACGGCCAGUACAAGUUUGGAUACACAAAGGUGUUCUUCAAAGCUGGACUGUUGGGUCUUCUGGAGGAGAUGAGAGACGAACGCCUGGCUGUGCUGAUCACCCGAAUUCAGGCCGUUUCUCGCGGUUACGUCGGCCGGCAGAGAUUCAAAGCGAUGACCAAGAAUAGGGAAUCGAUAUACAUCAUUCAGUACAACAUCCGCUCCUUCAUGAGUGUGAAGAACUGGCCCUGGAUGAGGCUCUACUUCAAGAUCAAGCCGCUGCUCCGGAGCGCUGAGGCGGAGAAGGAGAUGCAGAACAUGAAGGAGGAGCUAUCCCGGCUGAGAGAGGAGUACCUCCGAUCAGAGGCCCGGAGGAAGGAGCUGGAGCAGAAGAUGGGGAUUAUGGUUCAGGAGAAGAAUGACCUCUUCCUUCAGAUUCAAGCCGAGCGGGAUAACCUGUGCGACGCCGAGGAGCGUUGCGAGGGUCUCAUCAAGAGCAAGAUCCACCUGGAGGCCAAGGUGAAGGAAUUCUCAGAGAGGAUGGAGGAAGAGGAGGAGAUCAACGCCGAGUUGACGGCCAAGAAGAGGAAGCUGGAGGACGAGUGUUUGGAUCUCAAGAGGGACAUCGAUGACCUGGAACUCAUCAUCGCCAAGGUGGAGAAGGAGAAGUACGCCACUGAGAAUAAGGUCAAGAACUUGGUAGAGGAAUUGGCAGGGCUGGAGGACCACCUGCUAAAGUCUUCCAAGGAGAUUAAAUCACUACAAGAGGUGCAUCAGCAGACUCUGGACGAUCUCCAAGCUGAAGAGGAUAAAGUGAACUCCAUGACCAAGAGCAAGGUCAAGUUGGAGCAACAGGUGGACGAUCUCGAAGGGUCCCUGGAGCAAGAGAAGAAGGUGCGAGCCGAUCUGGAAAGAACCAGGAGGAAGCUGGAGGGAGAUCUCAGGCUUUCCCAGGAGAACAUCAUGACCAUAGAGAGUGACCGACAGCGGCAGCAGGAAACACUGAAACAAAAGGACUUUGAGGUCAUCAACCUACAGAGCCGAAUGGAAGAUGAACAGACUCUUAGUAUACAACUCCAAAAGAAAAUCAAAGAGCAGCAGGCCCGCAUUGAGGAGCUGGAGGAGGAGAUGGAGGCGGAGCGUUCAUCCCGGGCCAAGGUGGAGCAGCAGAGGUCGGACCUGUCCCGGGAGCUGGAGGAGAUCAGCGAGAGGCUGGAGGAGGCGGGCGGAGCCACCGCCGCCCAGGUGGAGGUCAACAAGAAGCGGGACGUGGAGUUCCACCGCCUUCGCCGGGACCUGGAGGAGUCGACCCUGCAGCACGAGACAACGACGGCCGCCCUGCGCAGGAAACAGGCGGACUGCACCGCCGAGCUCGGCGAGCAGAUAGACAACCUCCAGAGGGUGAAGCAGAAGCUGGAGAAGGACAAGAGCGAGCUCAAGAUGGAGGUGGACGACCUGGUCUGCAACAUGGAGAGUGUUCUGAAGAGCAAGGCAAAUCUGGAAAAACUAUGCAGGAGCCUGGAAGACCAAAGCACCGAAUACAAAAGCAAAGCGGAGGACGCCCAGAGGUCUCUGAGUGAUUACACCACACUCGCCAGUUGUCUGCAGACAGAAAACGGGGAACUUUCCCGGCAGGUUGAGGAGAAGGACGCCGCUCUGUCUCAGAUACACAGGGUGAAGAACACGGCCAGUCAACAAACUGAGGAGCUGAAGAGACAUCUGGACGAAGAGACCAAGGCCAAGAGCUCCCUGGCCCACGCUCUGCAGUCGGCGCGCCACGACUGCGAGCUCCUGCGGGAGCAGUACGAGGAGGAGCAGGAGGCCAAGGGGGAGCUGCAGAGAGGCCUGUCCAAGGCCAACAGCGAGGUGGCCCAGUGGCGGACCAAGUACGAGACGGACGCCAUCCAGAGGACCGACGAGCUGGAGGAGGCCAAGAAGAAGUUGGCUCAGAGGCUUCAGGAAUCCGAGGAGUCAACAGAGGCCAUAAACGCCAAGUGUGGGUCGCUGGAGAAGACCAAGCAAAGGUUGCUGGCGGAGGUGGAGGACCUCAAUGUGGAGCUGGAGCGGUCGAAUGCAUCCAGCGCCAUGUUGGACAAGAAGCAGAGGAACUUUGACAAGGUUCUUGGUGACUGGAAACAGAAGUUGGAGGAGAGCCAGUCUGAACUGGAGGUCUCUCAGAGGGAGUCCAGAACCGUGAGCACCGAGCUGUUCAAGCUGAAGAACUCCUACGAGGAGGCCUUGGACCACCUGGAGAGCAUGAUGCGGGAGAACAAAAACCUCCAGCAGGAGAUAACCGACAUCACCGAACAACUGGGCCAAUCGGCAAAGACCAUCCACGAGAUGGAGAAAGCUGCCAAGCAAGUGGAACAGGAAAAGAGUGAAAUCCAAGUUGCUCUUGAGGAAGCAGAGUCCUCCAUGGAACAGGAAGAGGCCAAACUGCUGCACCUCCAGCUGGAGCUGAACCAGAUCCGCUCGGAGAAGGACCGCAGGGUGCUCGAGAAGGACGAGGAGCUGGACCUGCUGAAGAGGAGCCACCUGAGGGCUGUGGACACCCUGCAGGGCUCCCUGGACGCCGAGGCCCGCAGCCGCAACGACGCCGUGCGCCUCAAGAAGAAGCUGGAGAGCGACCUCAACGAGAUGGAGGUCCACCUAGGCCACGCCAACUUCCAGGCGUCGGACGCCACCAAGCAGCUCAGGAACAUCCAGGCGCAGUACAAGGACACUCAGGUUUGUCUGGAUGAGGCCGUCCACAGCCAGGAGGACCUGAAGGAGCAGCUGGCGAUCGCGGAGCGCCGGAGCGCCCUCCUGGCGGCGGAGGUGGAGGAGACGAUGGAGGCCCUGGAGCAGUCCGAGAGGAGCCGCAAGCUCGCCGAGCAGGAGCUGGUGGCCGUCAGCGAGAGGGUUCAGCUGCUUCAUGCCCAGAACACCUGUCUCCUGAGCAGCAAAAAGAAGAUGGAUUCCGAUAUUAGUCAGCUGCACGCUGACAUGGAGGAUACAGUCCAGGAAGCCCAGAGUGCAGAUAAUAAGGCCAAGAAGGCCAUCGCAGAUGCGGCCAUGAUGGCGGAGGAGCUGAAGAAGGAGCAGGACACCUGCGCCCACCUGGAGAGGAUGAAGAAGAACCUGGAGGUGACCGUGAAGGACCUGCAGCAGCGCCUGGACGAGGCCGAGAACCUGGCCCUGAAGGGCGGCAAGAAGGAGCUGCAGAAGCUGGAGACCAGGGUCCGGGAGCUGGAGGCAGAGCUGGAGGCGGAGCACAAACGCAGUGGGGACUCCAUGAAGGCCGUGCGCAAAUAUGAGCGAAGAAUGAAGGAGGUCACCCAUCAGGGGGAGGAGGAGAUGAAGAACGCCGCCAGGCUGCAGGACCUGGUCAACAAACUGCAGCUCAAAGUGAAGGUGUACAAGCGCCAGUGUGAGGAGACGGAGGAGCUGAGCAGUGCGCAUCUCGCCAAGUCCCGCAAGGCUCAGCACGACCUGGAGGAGGCGCUGGAGCGCGCCGACAUCGCAGAGUCUCAAGUCAACAAACUCCGCGCUAAAAGUCGCAAUAUUGCUGGCAAAGGAGAAUAGGAAAAGUAUAUUCUCAGUGCUCUUGUGUUUCUGAAUGUAAUAGAAUGAGUUCUGGCUUUUUUUUGUUUGUUUAGAGAAUACAGUGUAUUUCGAAUUUAUUGGAGAAAUAUAAUGCAAUUUGGCACAUGUACACAAUACAUAUGCCUUUACUUAUAUAUGUGGUUCAACAGUAGGUAUAAUAUAAAUACAAUGUUUAUUGUGUGUUAAAGUGUUUCCUUGCGUUUUUUUUGUGAGACAUGAAUAAAUGUUUGUCAAAGUAUAGGUCAGGUAUCAAGUUGCACAAUGUAUCAAAUUACCUAUCGUUUUUCA
Molecule: messenger RNA, 6226 nt
Organism: Gadus morhua (Atlantic cod)
Lineage: Eukaryota; Metazoa; Chordata; Actinopteri; Gadiformes; Gadidae
Product: myosin-1B-like
Exons: 39
Coding region: 119-5917 (1932 amino acids)
Cellular component (GO): cytoplasm; myosin II complex; myosin filament
Molecular function (GO): ATP binding; microfilament motor activity; actin filament binding
Source: RefSeq, a predicted model, not a curated record